AUGCAGGAAAAUAAUUUACAGCUUGAUAAGAUUGCUAAAAGGAGGGCUCAAGCUGCUAGAGACUUGAGGUUGCUGGGCUGUUCCAGAUCAACUUAUUUCCGAAGGUUGCGCAAGUUGAGUGAUGAAUUCGUACAAAAUUAUCAGUUAAGCAGCAGUGACGAAGAUGACAAGAAUUCUGUUGUCAUCACAGGAGUAGGUAGAACGGUAGCUACAGAACAGUGUAACAGUAUCGUCUCAGGAACAGCCACUGCUUCAUGUAUCUGUGUUCGGUGUGCUGGCACUACAGCCAAUGGUGGUGUGAUUUCGGCAAUGUCUCCACCCAGUCAUCUUUCAAUGAAACAUCAAUCCGGAAAGUACAUUUUGAUUAAUGAUAAGGACAAAAAGCAAGUGAUUUGCAUUCCUAAUAAAUGGCUCUUGAACAACGAGCACUACGUUUAUCGGGAUGAUGUUAGGGAGAAUGACAUCAUUGAUGGUGUAGAUUUUGAUAGUCAAUACACGUUGA
This is a messenger RNA of Schistosoma spindalis, 502 nucleotides long. The record is from the annotation of a GenBank genome assembly. NCBI's taxonomy places the organism in Eukaryota, Metazoa, Platyhelminthes, Trematoda, Strigeidida, Schistosomatidae.